Athene cunicularia (burrowing owl) is the source of this 1877-nucleotide messenger RNA. It is a transcript of the gene LIMS2, whose product is annotated as LIM zinc finger domain containing 2. The record is from RefSeq and is a predicted model, not a curated record. Gene Ontology annotation, biological process: cell-cell adhesion; positive regulation of substrate adhesion-dependent cell spreading; positive regulation of integrin-mediated signaling pathway. Gene Ontology annotation, cellular component: cytoplasm; cell-cell junction; focal adhesion. Bases 102 to 1112 code for a protein of 336 amino acids. The transcript is spliced from 10 exons. NCBI's taxonomy places the organism in Eukaryota, Metazoa, Chordata, Aves, Strigiformes, Strigidae.
UGGCAUCCUCCAAACUUUAUCAACGCCGGCAGGAUCGGCUGAGUGGCACAGGGUCACUCCUGAGCAACAGGACAGAGACAGCAGCUGGGAUACACGGUAAUAUGUCUGAUGCUCUCGCAAAUGCAGUAUGUGAACGCUGCCAGACCCGAUUUGAUCCUGCAGAGAGGAUUGUGAACAGCAAUGGGGAGCUCUAUCAUGAAAACUGCUUUGUCUGUGCUCAGUGUUUUCGUCAGUUCCCAGAUGGACUUUUUUAUGAGUUUGAAGGUCGGAAGUACUGUGAGCAUGACUUUCAGAUGCUGUUUGCUCCUUGCUGUGGGGAAUGUGGUGAGUUCAUUAUUGGGCGUGUUAUCAAGGCAAUGAACAAUAACUGGCACCCAGAGUGUUUCCGCUGUGAGCUCUGCGAUGUCACACUUGCUGACCUGGGUUUUGUGAAGAAUGCUGGCAGGCAUCUGUGCAGGCCGUGCCAUAACCGUGAAAAAGCUAAGGGCCUGGGCAAGUACAUCUGCCAGAAGUGCCACUUGAUAAUUGAUGAGCAGCCUCUGAUGUUUAGGAAUGAUUCCUACCAUCCAGAUCACUUCAACUGCACCCACUGUGGAAAGGAGCUGACUGCUGAGGCCCGGGAACUGAAGGGAGAACUGUACUGCCUGCCCUGCCACGACAAGAUGGGAAUCCCCAUCUGUGGAGCCUGCCGCAGGCCCAUUGAGGGACGAGUGGUCAAUGCUCUGGGAAAGCAAUGGCAUGUUGAGCAUUUUGUUUGUGCCAAAUGUGAGAAGCCAUUCUUGGGACACCGACACUAUGAGAAAAAAGGACUGGCUUAUUGUGAAACUCACUAUAACCAGCUCUUUGGAGAUGUCUGCUACAACUGCAGCCAUGUGAUAGAGGGAGAUGUGGUAUCAGCUCUUAACAAGGCCUGGUGUGUGAAUUGCUUCUCCUGCUCCACCUGCAACAUCAAGCUUACACUGAAGAAUAAGUUUGUGGAGUUUGACAUGAAGCCUGUAUGCAAGAAGUGCUAUGAGAAAUUCCCUCUGGAGCUGAAGAAACGCCUGAAGAAGUUGUCAGAGCUGGCAUCCAAGAAGGCACAUCCCAAAGCUCUGGAUUUAAACUCUGCCUGAACAAGUCUGUCAGUCUGCUGACUGCACUCUUACAGUCAUAAACUGCUGCUCACAGCAGCUGUUGGUUACAGAGGCAGUUACUAUGAACAGGAGAAACCAAAGAUCAGUAGUACCUUCCCCUGCUUUUGGCAAUGUAGCUUGCAUCUUGUCUAUCCCUUUUCUCAAGCAGUUGUCUAUUAACUAUGGCAGAAAGAGGAACAUGAUUUCUGCUUGAGCAGUUUACAGGCUGGUUAUUAAUGUGCUAAUAACAACUUAUUCUGCCUUUGUGGAACUGUACACAGUCUUUCCUUCCUUAAUUGAACUGUAGUUCUCUCUGUUCCUCUAUAGUCUAAGGAAUUUGGAAACAGUGGUUUAGUGUAGAGGUGGAAGAAAUGUGUGAUUUGCUUUUUCAGUUAAAGUAUAAAAAUUAUUUCUUCUUACCCUGGGUGAAGACAUUUAAUUUUUUUUUUAAUAUGUAGGCAGAUAUUCUAGAAGCUGUCAGUCUCUGCUACAUGCAAAAUGUUCUGGUCUUUCUCCAGCUUCCUACUUGAGCAUAUACGGAUGCUGUACAGUCCUGGUUUGCAGGUUUACCGGGAAAGCCCAAGGACCAAUAGUUAUGCCAUCUGCACUGCCCACUUGUCUGGCUUACAUCCAAUGUUAAGACAGUUGAAGGAGUUUGCUUUGCUGCUUCCCUCUUCAGUACUAAGGAGAUUUCAAUUGUCAAGGCCAUGUCAGCCUCUUCAGAAUAGCUGGGCUUUCCUUAAGGAGGAGGUGGCUGGGGGAAAC